UUGUCAACAAAUCGUAAACAAACAGCUGAUAAUGAUACUACGUUUUUCUGCGAAAGCUUUCCAAUAAAUUUAGUUUUCUUACGUUAAAACAGUACUUCAAACGUUCAAACAGAAAUGUCAAUUCCAGUAAUAAAGGCAGGUCUUUCGCUGCGAAGUUUUUUCAUCUUUAAUUCUCAAUUCGGUCCGAAGGAGGGCGAGGAAGAAAAGAAGAUUUUGUUCUAUCAUCCUCAAGAAACGGAUAUCGAUUCCAAGGUGAAAGAUGUUGGACUGUGCGAAGCGAUAAUUAAAUUCAGCAGUACAUUCACCAGUGACGAAAGUGUGCAUGCACUGCAUACCCAGAAAACAUGCCAGUUAUAUCAUCAACCGGAGCCAGGCUACUGGAUGGUAAUGAUACUGAAUGUCCCUUUUGAGAGAAAAACUCGUGAAACAGGAGAUUACAACGAGUAUCAUGGUGAUGAUAUUCAUGAUACAAUUUUUCAAGCUGUUUUGAAACAAUCCUACCGAAUGUUUCGACUUUUCAAUGGAACUUUUGAGGACAACUUGCGACCAGCAGAAGAUUUAGUCGCGGUCGCCAAUCUGAUUGGACAGCUGGAACAAUUCUACGUCAAGUAUAUUCAGCAUUUGAAGCUGAGAGAGUGCGACGUUUUGGAUGCACUUGGUAGUGUGCAGUAUCUUCCCCUAAACCAGUUGCUGUUCCUGAGAGUUCAAAAUUUCAUAAACAUGAUCGAGGCAACAUUCGAGCCGAUUCGGCAAUGUAUAUUCCUGUACGAUGACCACAUCAUCUGGAGUGGCAUCAGUCCAGACGAUCUGUACACAAUUUACCAGUAUUUGAACGGUCCGUUCUACCAAGAAACGGCAAGUGCGGAACGGUCGAGAAAAAUUCACAUCAAAGAAGCAGGUCAGGAAAGGGUCCUAAACUUUAUGAUUUGUCGAAAAGUGCAGAAUAUUACACUGUGUUUGUUCCUUGAGGACGUCGAUAACGAGAAGGCACUGUAUCAUGAGCUGAACGCGGUGAUAAACCCUCAGCUUACUAGCAUUUGCUCGGAUAUCACACUCCAUCUAACGCAAUCCAAUGCCGAGAAUGGAUGCUUGAAGGAUGCGGAAAGCUCCAACGGUCCUAAGUUUAUUUAUUUCAAUGAACUCAACCUUCACCACCGGGGUACGAUUCGGUUGGGUGUUCAGAAAAAGAACAAAACCGGUGGGUGCAUUCCGAACGAUGUGCAGAACUUGAUCGUUGACCUGUUGGAUGACUCACGGAAGUCUGGCGAGAAGGACAUAGCGGAGGAAACCAUCGUCAAAACCCACGAUGAUUAUUGGAUUGUGAAGCGUAGCUGUAAUUCGCGGCACGUAUUCGUGGUGCUGAAUAAAACCUCGACACUGAUUGAAGUCAGCGAGGAAACGAAAAAGAUUGUCGACCAGAAUAUGAAGGGUGUUUUCUUUUAGGGGGCGGCUCCGAAGGUGUGCUCAUUUUUAGUGAGUUGCUAUUACGUACUGAAAUUGUGACGAAGCAAAUAAGAUGCUUACUUUAUAUACAAUUGAUAGCAAUGUGCAUUAUAUAUCGAUAGCUUUGAAAUAUAACAUUUUUGCUGAUAUUUA
Wyeomyia smithii (pitcher-plant mosquito) is the source of this 1596-nucleotide messenger RNA. It is a transcript of the gene Ccz1, whose product is annotated as vacuolar fusion protein CCZ1 homolog. Gene Ontology annotation, biological process: vesicle-mediated transport. The coding region runs from base 115 to 1443 and encodes 442 amino acids. Gene Ontology annotation, cellular component: intracellular membrane-bounded organelle; Mon1-Ccz1 complex. The record is from RefSeq and is a predicted model, not a curated record. NCBI's taxonomy places the organism in Eukaryota, Metazoa, Arthropoda, Insecta, Diptera, Culicidae. The transcript has 3 exons.